Messenger RNA from Symbiodinium pilosum, 1008 nucleotides. The record is from the annotation of a GenBank genome assembly. Lineage: Eukaryota; Dinophyceae; Suessiales; Symbiodiniaceae.
AUGGUUCGAAAAAGUUUGAGUGAUAGCAUAGAGGCGUCACACGAUGCCGUGAGGCAUGCCCAUGAUGCAUGGGAUCAGCUGGAGUCGUUGAACUCCAACAUGGCGUCCAUCUUUGAGCUGGUGGACCUGGCUGGUGCGGCGGAUCUCAAAGUUGCCUUCAAAGAGGCCAAGGUACUCACCCGUGACAGAGUUGUCUGGCAAGCUAUGGGUCGUUUCCGUGAUGUGUUGGAUAUGAUGCUCAGCACCGAGUACCUCUCUGACAUUGUGAAGCGCAAUCAUACCCGCAUGAGCCAGCUUCGCCACUCGUACGUCAAGAUACACUCCGACAUGCUGGUGCAGAUACGACUCUUGGGGAGCAUUUGUCCAACAUUUGUGGCAGAACAUGGCCUGCAUAUGGACAGUGACUACCAGUCCUUGAUGCAGUUGCCUGAAAUCGUCUUGCAGGCCAUGUCGAAGACAAAGACGAUCAUCUACCGCGCUGAUGACCUGAAUGAUGGCAGGAUCGGGCCAUCCUGUGACAUAGCCAGCUUGCAUCACUCCCUGGAGAAGUUGGGCAAAUUCCUUUCGAAUCCAGACUUCCUGGACCUUGUCCAGCAGAAGUUCAAGAUGAGCAUGAAAUCAAGCUUGAACGCAGUGCAGCGUGCAGUGGGAGCAUGGGCUCUUCUGCAGCACGAGGCGUGGGUCAGCAGCAUUUGGAAGAAAGAUGAUGCCAGCCGCAAAUUCCGCAAGCUGGAGCACAUUGUUCUACACGAGAUCAUUCUCACCGUCUGCGCCUACCUCGGGAAUUGCGGCCUUGCUGACUUUCGGUUCCUCGAGCGUGUCUUGCGUCACGAGAUUAGCUUCAAGGGCAUGCCACACGUGGACAUGGGGUACUUCAUGUGCUCACUCAGGACAAGGCGUGCGAGCUUGGUGAAAGAGAUCCGGCAGGAGCUUAUCUGCUCGGAGCAGACAUGGGCACGCACCAUGCAGAAGAUUGCCAAGGCCUUGAUGCCAGACAACAACCACUGA